Lepisosteus oculatus (spotted gar) is the source of this 2364-nucleotide messenger RNA. It is a transcript of the gene clrn1, whose product is annotated as clarin 1. Gene Ontology annotation, biological process: sensory perception of sound; equilibrioception. Lineage: Eukaryota; Metazoa; Chordata; Actinopteri; Semionotiformes; Lepisosteidae. The record is from RefSeq and is a predicted model, not a curated record.
CUAACUUACAGUGGGUUGUAUUGUUUGUAUCAAACAGUCGUAGCUGGAAUUUGAGUGUCUCGGAUAAAAAUGUGCUUUCCACAUCUUCGGUGCUGAAAUCCAGAAAACCCUAGCUCCCUUAUCAACACCACACCUGCAUUUCUGAGUUUCGCAUGAUCAAGAUUUGAAAAAUGUUAUUGUUUUCGAGGAAGUUUACAAUGCACAAACCUGUGAAGUCUGAGCGUAGUUUCCCUGGAGGGUUUGUACAGUACGUUCGGGUGAUUGCUGUUGCGUAGAAAGUAUUCCUGCAGUUGGGAUUUUUUUUCAUACAGUAGGUUUGCAAAUCCUGAAGAAGCAUGAUCUUAAACCCAUCACCAGCGGAGAUGCCCAAUCAGGGAGAAGGUCAGGGACAGGAUGGUCUUGUCGGAUUUCCCUGGGGAGCACUGUACACGCACCCCGAAAUGUAAACCUUGUAGUUACCUAGAGACGGGAGCUGGGCAAGAGAGACCUGUAACUCAAUGCGCUCGGUACGACUGAAGACCGAGCGAACCCAGAGCUGUGCUGUGCGUUUCGAAGCCUCCUCUUUGUACAAAAAAUAACGACAUGAUGCAGGACGUUGUUUUAGCAAAAGGAGCCCGACGUGGCGAAAUGCUUGAACCCAGAGCUUGCCACUGAGAAACUUCUAUCUUUGAUUGUAGAAUAAUAAUUAAAAAAUGCCGAGUCGCCAAAAGAAAGUGAUAUUCUUUUUGGCUGGUCUCCUGAGCUUCGCCGCGGUCUUAAUGGUGGCAGCGUCGGUGGGAACUCAGUUUUGGAUCAAGGGGACAAUUCUGUGUAAGACAGGUGCUCAGCUCGUUAACGCCACGGGCCCCGAACUGGAGAAAUUCAUCGGCAGAAUCAACUACGGUCUUUUUCACGGGCAGAGACUCAAGCAAUGCGGUCUUGGUGGGCGACCUUUCCGUUUCUCGUUUUUCCCCGAGCUCACAGGCGUCAUCCCUACCAGCCUUCACGCGAGUGUGAUUUUGUUUUGUGCCGCCAUGAUGGUGUUCUCCUCGGUGACAUCGGGCUUCUUCAUGUACAACGCCUUCGGCAGCCCCUAUGAGACACUACACGGCCCUCUAGGGUUGUACCUUUGGAACUUUAUUUCAUGUUUCUGCGGCUGUCUGGUGAUGAUCCUCUUCGCCUCCGAAGUCAAACUCCACCGGCUGUCGGAGAAAAUCGCUAACUACAGGGAAGGAAGUUUUGUGUACAGGACCUACAGCGAACAGUUUGACUGGUCCUUCUGGAUCGUUUUGUUCUGCUUCUUAGCACAUGCCUUGAACAUUCUCCUUAUCCGGGUGGCUGGGAUCCAGUUUCCCUUUCAGGAGACGAAGGAGUCCGAUGUGAUCACAGGUGCGGUGGAUCUCAUGUACUGACAGCGCUUUUGUCUCACUGCAGUGCUCUGCAGGCUCAAUUUCCCUGGUUGUUCAUCAUUGAAAGAGCAGUGCAAACAAAAGAAGUUUCUUUCCAUGCCUUUUUUUUUUCCCCACAGUAUUCUGGCUUUCAGGUGAUAGCUAUGCUAUCAGGAAUAAUCAGGUUAAGAUGUAUCACUGCAUUAGAAAUGUAAGAAAAUUGCUUAAAGCGCAGUGGAUCUUGUUCUGCACUGUAGACGAACUGCCCACUGCACAGAGAGUCACCCCAAGGAGCAUGCAGCCCACAGUGGAACUGGGGUUGUUGAGGAACCAAGUUUUGUGGUGCAAAAAGUUGAGCAUUUCUUAGCAAACAUUCUUUUUUAUUUUGGUUAGUUCUCUGACGGUCUUUAAGCCACUGUCAUUAGACGUAUUGUGCUUUCCUGCAGUUGAAGGAGACACGACUCAAGGCUGAGGUCUGCAUUGGGUUCCCCUUGAAAACAGGAAUUGUGAUUUCUCAGUUAUUUUUGAAGAAGAAAGCUAAAAAAGAAAACAAGAAAUGCAUUUUUGUUUAGACAAUGUUUACCUAGAAAUUUUCAAGAAAAGAAUCGGUUAGUAUGAAAUUCCUCUUCAUCUCCUUGCUCCUUGAAUGGAGAGGACAGAAGAUUGUGAGUAUUAUGCGAGUAGAUAGGAUCUUCUGCACAAUGUGCCAAUGUUUGAUUUGAUUUAUUGAUUUUUUUUUAAUCAGGCAACAUUUGUAUACGUUUUAUAGAAAAAGCAAAGAGAAUGAAUGUAGAUGGACAAUUAUGAUUCCUUUUAUAAACAGAAGUUCAAUAUGUUCAGGUAAAAUCAAACUAGACAUCAUGUUGUUAUGUAAAAUAAAAAUUGGUUUAUGACUCACAUUGUGUUUUAACAGUUAAAGAAAGGUUCUGGGAAUGUCUUUAUACAUUGUAUGGUCCCCAGUUGAAUAUUGUACAAAAUAAAUGUUUUGUGUAACAGA